Messenger RNA from Ananas comosus (pineapple), 1720 nucleotides. RefSeq names its product arogenate dehydrogenase 2, chloroplastic-like. NCBI's taxonomy places the organism in Eukaryota, Viridiplantae, Streptophyta, Magnoliopsida, Poales, Bromeliaceae. Gene Ontology annotation, molecular function: prephenate dehydrogenase (NAD+) activity; arogenate dehydrogenase (NADP+) activity; prephenate dehydrogenase (NADP+) activity. The record is from RefSeq and is a predicted model, not a curated record. Gene Ontology annotation, biological process: L-tyrosine biosynthetic process. The annotation marks the transcript as partial. The transcript has 2 exons.
CAGCAUAUUUUGAUCCCUUCGUCAACUCUAAACCCCUCCCCAAAACUCCCACCCAGAAUCCCUGAGCUUUUCCAAAAUGCUCUCCUCCUCUUCCCUGCGGUGCCGAGCUCCCUCUCUCCUCCCCAACCCUAACCCUAACCCUAACCCUAACCCUAACCCUAACCCCUCCAUCCUCCUCCUCCGCCCCCAGGGACGCCGCUGCCGCUGCCGCUGCCGCUGCCGCCGCUUCGCCCCGCCGGUGCUGGCCAUGGACGCGGCCCAGCCGUUCGACUUCGAGUCGCGGGCGUCCGACCUCCUGGAGCGGCAGUCGAAGCUGAAGAUCGCCAUCGUGGGGUUCGGCAACUUCGGGCAGUUCCUGGCCCGCACCUUCGCGCGGCAGGGCCACACCCUCCUCGCCCACUCCCGCUCCGACCACUCCGCCGCCGCCGCCUCCGUCGGCGCCGCCUUCUUCCGCGACCCCCACGACCUCUGCGAGUGUCACCCGGACGUCGUCCUCCUCGCCACCUCCAUCCUCUCCGCCGAGCGCGUCCUCCGCUCCCUCCCCCUCCAGCGCCUCCGCCGCAGCACCCUCUUCGUCGACGUCCUCUCCGUCAAGGAGUUCCCCAAGAACCUCUUCCUCCAGCUCCUCCCCCCGCACUUCGACAUCCUCUGCACCCACCCCAUGUUCGGCCCCGAGUCCGCCAAGGACGGCUGGGCCGGCCUCCCCUUCGUCUACGACAAGGUCCGCCUCGCCGACGCCGACGACAGCCUCGUCCGCUGUGCUAACUUCCUCGACAUCUUCUCCCGCGAGGGCUGCCGGAUGGUCGAGAUGUCCUGCGGCGAGCACGACGAGAGCGCCGCCGAGAUCCAGUUCCUCACCCACACCGUCGGCCGCGUGCUCGCCAAAUUGGAUCUCAAGUCCACCCCCAUCAACACUAAGGGGUACGAGAUGCUGCUCAAGCUGGUGGAGAACACCUGCAGCGACAGCUUCGAUCUCUACAACGGGCUCUUCAUGUACAAUAAGAACUCCACCGAGCUGCUCGAGCGGCUGGACGUCGCCUUCGACUCGCAGAAGAAGGAGCUCUUCGGACGGUUGCACGACCGGCUGAGAAAGCAGUUGUUCGAGAGCUCACAGAAUUUGACGGGGAGUUCCCACCCAGAAUCCCUGAGCUUUUCCAAAAUGCUCUCCUCCUCUUCCCUGCGGUGCCGAGCUCCCUCUCUCCUCCCCAACCCUAACCCUAACCCUAACCCUAACCCUAACCCUAACCCCUCCAUCCUCCUCCUCCGCCCCCAGGGACGCCGCUGCCGCUGCCGCUGCCGCUGCCGCCGCUUCGCCCCGCCGGUGCUGGCCAUGGACGCGGCCCAGCCGUUCGACUUCGAGUCGCGGGCCUCCGACCUCCUGGAGCGGCAGUCGAAGCUGAAGAUCGCCAUCGUGGGGUUCGGCAACUUCGGGCAGUUCCUGGCCCGCACCUUCGCGCGGCAGGGCCACACCCUCCUCGCCCACUCCCGCUCCGACCACUCCGCCGCCGCCGCCUCCGUCGGCGCCGCCUUCUUCCGCGACCCCCACGACCUCUGCGAGUGUCACCCGGACGUCGUCCUCCUCGCCACCUCCAUCCUCUCCGCCGACCGCGUCCUACGCUCCCUCCCCCUCCAGCGCCUCCGCCGCAGCACCCUCUUCGUCGACGUCCUCUCCGUCAAGGAGUUCCCCAAGAACCUCUUCCUCCAGCUCCUNCAAGAGAAC